GUUUGUGAAAAAAAUGGCUAAUCGAGAACCAAUUGACUGGGAUUCAAUGUGCAGAACUAUGAAACGACUCAAGUUAAUUACACAGCUUAUGGAGUCGAAAUCCUUUGAAGCAUACCAGAGAAUCACGGAGUUGAUGGCUAGAACCCUUGAAAGUUUUGGCGACUAUAAAGAUGAGGAAUCCGACUCACUCGGCAAGUCAAAAGCAAACAACUUGUGUCGGAUGCUUCAACGUGCAGAAGAAUGUUCGGAGUAUAUGUAUCCGAUCAACGAAGAAGCUGAAAGGAAAAUUCACGAGCUGUUGGCUAGGCCUCUUGAAAGUUUUGAUAUUGAUGAAUAAUUUUGUAUUUGUUUGUUUGGUUAUUAUGAUAAAUAAAUGAUUAAUGUUUCGUUAGUUGAUUGUGAUAAAAAAAUUGUGCGUUUCGUACUUAUCUUUUACGGAGUAAUAAUGAUGAA
This is a messenger RNA of Cuscuta europaea, 453 nucleotides long. The record is from the annotation of a GenBank genome assembly. Lineage: Eukaryota; Viridiplantae; Streptophyta; Magnoliopsida; Solanales; Convolvulaceae.